Messenger RNA from Danio aesculapii, 2722 nucleotides. It is a transcript of the gene kcnf1a, whose product is annotated as potassium voltage-gated channel, subfamily F, member 1a. Gene Ontology annotation, biological process: potassium ion transmembrane transport; protein homooligomerization. Gene Ontology annotation, cellular component: voltage-gated potassium channel complex; membrane. NCBI's taxonomy places the organism in Eukaryota, Metazoa, Chordata, Actinopteri, Cypriniformes, Danionidae. The coding region runs from base 225 to 1706 and encodes 493 amino acids. The record is from RefSeq and is a predicted model, not a curated record. The transcript is spliced from 2 exons. Gene Ontology annotation, molecular function: voltage-gated potassium channel activity; protein binding.
CUUGGCUUCAAUAAUAAUCUUUAGCGCUAUUUGUAUUAAUGUAACAACACGACGUUGCGAUUUAAAUAGAUUAGGAUAAAUUAAUAUAAAUAUGGAAUCAUUAAAGAAAACAUACAUUUUGCACGCUUUCGGAUUUAUUCUGCUCUCAACACGAACAUCCCGCAGCUGAAGUCAAGCAAUCUGAGACUUUCUUUACAGUUCUCCAAAUACAACUAUCUGAUGACAUGUGGGAGUUUCCGAGGACUCGUUACGCGGAUUGUAACGGCUCAGAAGCGAGCGAGGAGACGGAGAUUUCUGUGAAUAUCGGAGGUGUCAAGCACACUCUCUACGGGGACGUGCUGAACCGAUAUCCCGAGACGCGUUUGGCGGAGCUGCUGAACCGUGUCUCUGAUUCCGCGGAAGACGAUCUCUCUGCGCUCUGCGAUGACUACGACGACUUAAAGCGGGAGUUUUACUUCGACAGAGACCCAGAGGCCUUCAAAUGCAUCCUAGAGCUGUACUACUACGGAGAGAUUCACAUGAAACGCGGAGUCUGUCCCAUGUGCUUCAUGAAAGAGAUGGACUACUGGGGAAUCGACGAGGAUUAUCUGGAUGAAUGCUGCAGAUGUAGUCUAAAUGAGGUCGAAACCGAGCUGGCGGAAAUAGCAGAGAAGGUCAAGACCAUACUGGAUGACCUAGAUGAUGAUGAUGAUGAUGCAAGGGUCAGCAGAAGCCAGAGGUGUCAGACCUUCCUGUGGAAGCUUAUGGAAAAACCGGAGUCCUCUGUCGCCGCGCGCGUGAUCGCAGUGGUGUCGUUCGUGUUCAUCCUGCUGUCCUCUGUGGUCAUGUGCGUGGGCACCAUUCCGGAGCUGCAGGUGCGAGAUGAUGAGGGUCACCUCACGGAGCACCCAACCCUCGAGGCCAUCGAAACGGCCUGCAUCAUCUGGUUUACAGUGGAAUACCUUUUGCGCCUCGCGUCCUCUUCAAGCAAAUUGCACUUUGUGUUUUCCUUCCUGAACAUAAUCGACUUCCUGGCCAUCAUGCCCUUUUAUGUAGUGCUGAUUCUUACGCAUUUAGGCACAGCUAUGAUGGAGCUCGCCAAUGUGCAACAGGCAGUGCAGGCUCUGCGCAUCAUGCGUAUCGCGCGCAUCUUCAAACUCGCGCGCCACUCGUCAGGUCUCCAAACAUUAACGUUUGCGCUCAAAAGCAGCCUGAAAGAGCUGGGUCUGCUGCUCAUGUACAUGAGUGUGGGGAUUUUUCUGUUCUCCGCGCUGGGUUACACGAUGGAGCAGAGCCACCCGGAGACCAUGUUCACCAGCAUCCCGCAGUCCUUCUGGUGGGCCAUCAUCACAAUGACUACUGUGGGAUAUGGAGACAUCUAUCCUAAAACCACUCUGGGCAGGUGUAACGCAGCGGUUAGUUUCUUGUGUGGCGUGAUAGCCAUCGCCUUGCCGAUCCACCCGAUUAUCAACAACUUCGUCAUCGUGUACAGUAAACAGCGCGUGCUCGAGACCGCAGCCAAGCACGAGAUUGAGCUCAUGGCGUUGCGCGCGAAGGAGGAAGCGCAGGAGUGUCCGGAGGCUGAGAGAAGAGCGGCUUCAGCUGGCGGCAGCUCGGUGUGGGAAAGUGCAGCUGUGAGCACCUCUCAGAGUGACGCCUUCAUCCCUUUACUCGGUGAGACAGCCACGGUGUCCAAAAGCCAAAAUGCCCACAAAUGCAACAACUAGAAGGAUUUACUAAUAUUACGAAAAGUUCACUGUGAUGCUUAGGAACCGGCAAAGCUUUAUCAAUAAUAGGUCUAUGUAAACGUCUGUCUGUCUGUCUGUCUGUCUGUCUGUCUGUCUGUCUGUCUGUCUGUCUAUCUAUCUAUCUAUCUAUCUAUCUAUCUAUCUAUCUAUCUAUCUAUCUAUCUUUAGUUGAUCUCAGCUCAACAACCAAUCUACUAUUUAAAAGAAUUACAAUCACCUAAAAAUUAAAUUAGCUGCAGAGCCGGCCCAAGGCAAAACCGUGACCAUCAGGGGCCCCCAAGAGUGCACAAAAUGAAUGAGUGACUUUCGUUUUAUGUUUGUUUGUUGGGUUAUGGAUAAGGGGUGGGACAAAACAUAUGCCCAUUUAUCAUGUUAUUUCCGGCCGCGAUACAUACCCUGGUGCCACGUAUCGAUACUUAUCUAAAUUUACAAAAGAUAUGAAUUAAUUAAUCAGUCUUUUACACUGACUGCAACAGAUUACCGCUUUAGAUACAGUACACUCAGCCACCACCAGGCGCUUCCCAUAACAGCAGAUCAUCAGAGAUACACCAGCGUCAUGUAAACCGCUGACAGGUGAGCCAUUGCAAUGGUGGAAAUCUCAGGCAUACGGAUAUUCUUCUGUCCAAGCUGGACCAAGGUAUUUGUGUUUUAGACAUCCAGCUCCCCCGAAUUUUCCGCUAGUUUCUUCCUCACAGACGCACUUUCACUUCGCUAUAUCGGUCGCGCGUGCCCGCAGGCAGUGCUGUGACUUAAAUGUGCUCAAACUUUUUAAUUAGAAAACUAGAAAGCAAUAAUUGACUAUUUUGACAGUGUUUUCUUAAAUGCAUAUUCCACAAAAUUGAGAUUCUGCUGCUAUGAUAGAGAUGACUGUGUUUUUCAAUCACAAACUGCUCUGUGCACAUCAGCAUUGUUAAGUUGUUUGACAGCUGUGCGCUUGUUUUACAUUGUUGCAAUUUUAGAAACAUGCUGUCAUUAAAAGAAAUGAAUCAACCGUU